AUGCGGUUCAAGGAGAUGCUCACGUCCAAGAUAACCAACAUCAAAAUCAACAUGGAGCACGUGAAGAAUAUGCAGACAAGCAUUGAAACACUUCCAAGUUCAUCAGACUCGGUUGUCCGAGCUCUUACUUCUGUCGUGAACGAGCAAAUGCAUACCAUUGCAGGAUUGUCUCUAACAGUGAACGCCCUACUAUCUAAGCUGAAGGAGCAAGACAAAGAGUUGAAAAGGACUACUUUUCACGUUGCAAGAAAUCGAGAGAUAUCGUUGCCAGAGGGUUACACACUGGAAAGAAAAAAUAUAUCGAGGGUCUGGCAUCGUGACAGUUCACCACCCUUCAAGGAGUUCAAUAUGGUUGAAGUCAUGGAAAAAUGGCAGAGACCAAAACGCGCGCAUGACCAUGAUCAUUUCCUUUUGGUGCUCGACUUUAUGCGACACUUCUUUCUAAAUGCGUGCGAACCACCUACGAAAAUUCAACAGUACGCCUGUAGACAGAGCGGAAAGAAGGGAAAAUUUGACCAUCUUAAGGACCUCCCGGAAGGAUUAGUCGAUUUCUUAAUAAGUUUCAUCCUUGACGCUCUUGGCCUACACCGCGACCAGCUUUUGAGGACGCCAGAUGAGCACAAACGAAAUCCAAAUAAGGCCAUGCUCCUUCCAUCAAAAAAAAAGCGUGUCAUGGUCGAAGGCAGCACUGUUACUAAAGAAGACGAAGUGAUUCAGAAGACUGAAACCGUCGAAGACGAAGUUGAAGUAGUCGAAGACUGAUGCUGUUCUCAUUCUUAGUCGUAGUUUUUUCGUAAUGUGUCGUUUUUGUGGUGUUUUCAAUCCUGUAAUUGCUGCUGACUGUGCAUAUCAUUUCCAUGUCAUUGUAAACUCUACUCGAGAAGAUCAUGCGG
Messenger RNA from Cylicocyclus nassatus, 893 nucleotides. The record is from the annotation of a GenBank genome assembly. NCBI's taxonomy places the organism in Eukaryota, Metazoa, Nematoda, Chromadorea, Rhabditida, Strongylidae.